ACACACACCAAACAGAUGUCGGUUAUUGCGUUUGUCAUUGAACAUCUUGUGUGUUUGGUAAGAGCUGAGUAUAAACGGAUCACAGGAGAUCUUCACUUCUGUCUGCAUCACACAGACUCUCUGGACGCGAUGAGCGCACACGAGCAAGAGUCUCAGGUGCUCAGGAGCCGUAAACUGAGACACGAGAAUGUCCUGCAGGUCCAGAGUCGAUGGAACAACAUCCAUCUGAUUCUGGUGUGUUUUCUGUUGGGGGUGUCUCUCAUAACUCUGUUGGACUGCUGUCGUGCGUCGUCUGAGCCGUGGGUUCUGCUGGGUUCUGCUGAAAGCCCCAUCUGGGACUGGAGCGCUUUGUUCCUGGUGCUCCUCUACACUGUCCUGCAGGGGGCGCUCUAUUAUCUACCUGUAGGACAGGUGACAGAAGGCAAGAUGAGCUCUCAUGGAAAGCCAAUAAAAUACAAACUCAAUGGUCUCCAUGCGUUCGUGUUGACUGUGGCUCUGGUCUUGAGUCUGUGGUUCUGGGGGUUUAUACGGGCCGGUGCGGUGACCCAGAGGUUGUUUGCGCUGGUGAGUGCAGGUGUGUGUGUGUCUCUGCUGAUCAGUCUGAUCCUGUACCUGCACCCACUCACAACAUCCACCUCUACACAUGUACAGUACACCAACACAGCAAAGCCCAUGUUGAGUUUUGUUCUGGGUCACAUCAUGGACCCUUGUGUGGGCAACAUCGACGUGAAGCAGUUUGUGAUGGUCAGGAUUGGAUUCAUCGGUUGGGCCGUGAUGGAUGUGAUCUAUCUGCUGACAGCUGUGGAGAUGAAGGACCCUCUCUCUCUCUCUCUGCUGCUUGUCAUCACCUUUCAUCUCAUUUACAUCCUGGACUUCGUCAUCGAUGAGGCGACUAUACUGACAACUAAAGAGUUCACAGAGGAGCCGAUCGGGUUCAUAAUGAUUUUGGGCGAGUAUAUCUGGAUCCCGUUCUUCUCCAGUUUACCCGUUUACUUUCUUCUUCAAAAGCCCAAUAACAUCCAUCACCUGUCAGCUGUGUUCAUCUGUCUGCUGUUCGGUUUUGGGUUCCUGGUCUACUAUCUGUCCAAUGAGCAGAAAGACGGUUUUCGCAGAAAUCCAAAUGACUCCACCUUCUCCUCUCUGGAGACGAUCAGAAGUCCGUCGGGUCAGAGUCUGCUGGUGUCCGGGUGGUUCGGUUGGGUCAGACACCCAAAUUACUUGGGAGACAUUGUGAUGAUGUUUGCCUGGUGUCUUCCCUGCGGAUUCAGUAGCUUUCUGCCGUAUCUGCCAGCAUUACAGUGUUUUAAUCUACUCAGGAAACGAGCCAAUGAGAUUGAAGAAUCUUGUCUGAAGAAACACGGAGGGGCCUGGAGAGAAUACUGCAGAAGAGUGCCAUACAAGCUGAUUCCAUACGUGUACUGAAAACUUUAUGUGAAUCACACAUUCAGCAUACGCUUGUUAUGAAAGGCACUCAGUAUUUAUUACUGUACACUUAUUAAUCUACAAAUGCCGAUUUCAAAAUGUACUAGAAGAAGUAUACUUAAUACAUGUAUACUUAAUACAUGAAGUUUACUUAAAAUAUAGUUAAACUUAAACUUGCUUGUGUUUACUUGUUAAAAUGAAAUGUAAAUCGUUACACAAUUAACACAAGACUGAUGCACAAGCUUGAAUAAAAUAAUAAUGUGAUCAUAUAAACACGG
Molecule: messenger RNA, 1700 nt
Organism: Triplophysa dalaica
Lineage: Eukaryota; Metazoa; Chordata; Actinopteri; Cypriniformes; Nemacheilidae
Product: delta(14)-sterol reductase TM7SF2
Exons: 12
Coding region: 16-1422 (468 amino acids)
Biological process (GO): sterol biosynthetic process
Cellular component (GO): nuclear inner membrane; endoplasmic reticulum membrane
Molecular function (GO): oxidoreductase activity, acting on the CH-CH group of donors, NAD or NADP as acceptor
Source: RefSeq, a predicted model, not a curated record